Rhagoletis zephyria (snowberry fruit fly) is the source of this 2031-nucleotide messenger RNA. The record is from RefSeq and is a predicted model, not a curated record. NCBI's taxonomy places the organism in Eukaryota, Metazoa, Arthropoda, Insecta, Diptera, Tephritidae.
AUGGCCGCGGAUCUCCGCCUGAGCAAGGGCGUCAUCAAUGCGAUCCUGGAGGGGCGCGUCAAGUCGGCGGACGCCAGUGAUCCGGCCUUUCAGCCGCCGCUGAUGCAGCUGCUCGGCGUGAGGCCAAUGCAGCAAGGACGCCUGCGGGCGGUCCUCUACGACGGCCUCACCAUCAACCAGCACUGCAUCCUCAUGCACGACGACGCGGAGCGCCUCUUUGCCGAGGGCCAUCUCGACAAGUUCACGGUGAUCCGCGUGCUGGACUUUACCGCCAACGCCAUGCCCGCGAAGAACAUGACCGUGCUGAUUAUCAACAAGAUGGACCUGGUCAGAGAUGGCAAAGAGAUCAAUGAUAAGCUCGAGGGCACUGACUGGGCCUAUCUGAGUCAACGAAGUGGCUGUGGUGCAGUGGCCGCCUUCUCUCCGAUGAAGAAGGAGGAGCCGGCCGAUUCCGCCUACGGCGGCUCUUCAGCGCUCGUCUCGCGCCCGCCGUUGAUCGUGACCAAGUCAGCGACCUCUACGACGGCCUCUUCCAGCCCUUCAACAAGCAAAGCCGGUGGCGGUGGGGCGGCAGCCCCAGGCGUCUUCCCCACCACCAACACGCUCCAGCACGAGCAGGUGGCCCCGAUCAACGUCAUCUCGCCCUUCUACACCAGCUGGGUGAUUCGCGUCCGCGUCACCAGCAAGACGCCCCUCAAAACGUACAACAACGCCCGCGGCGGCGGCCACGUCUUCAGCUUCGACACCGUCGACCAGAGCGGCGGCGAGCUGCGCAUCACCGCCUUCAACGCCGAGGCGGACAAGUGGUACGAGCUGAUUGAGCGCGGCCGCGUCUACCUCAUCUCGAAGGGCGCCGUCAAGCCGGCGAACAAGCGCUACAGCUCGCUGAAGGCCGAGUACGAGGUGACGCUGACCGGCCACAGCGUCAUCGAGCCGGUGGACGACCAGGCGACGGGCGGCAUCCCUCUCAUGCGCUACAACUUCAAGCCGCUCUCGGAGGUGGAGGGCAUGGCCGCCGGCACGAGCAUCGACGUCAUUGGCGUGGUGCGCGCCGUCGGCGAGUUGGAGUCCUUUGUGGCGCGCAAGACCGGCCGAGAGGUGACCAAGCGCGAGGUGACCAUCGUCGACCGCUCCCUCUACGAGGCGCGCGUCACCUUCUGGGGCGGCCUCGCGGAGAGCUUCACUGCCAACGUCGGCGAGGUGGUGGCCCUCAAGUCGGUCCUGGUGGGCGAGUUCAAGGGGAAGACGCUGGGCACCAUUGGCUCCACCGUGGUGGACGUGGAGCCGGCGGAGCUGGCCGAGGUGGGCGUCCUCCGCCACUGGUACCACGGGCCGGCGCGCGGCUCCGCCGAGGCCUUCAAGAGCCUGAGCAGCGUGGGCGGCACGCGCAAGCUGGACAACAGCCACCGCUUUGUGGGGCAGCUGACGGCGAAGCUGGUGCAGGAGAAUGCGGCGAACGUCGCCAAUAACCCGGCCACCUCCGCCGCCAUCUCCGCGAACCCCUACGCCAAUCCGAGCAUCUACAGCUCCGUCUACGGGACGAUCUCUGCGAUCAGCAAUCGGAAGGAGGGCACCAGCCACCUGUACAAGAGCUGCGCCAAUGAGGCCGUCCCCGGUGGCUGCCUGAAGAAGGUGACCGACGAGGCGGGCGACGGCACCUACUACUGCGCCAAGUGCGACCGCACCACGAACACCUUCAAGUGGCGAUUCAUGCUCAGCGUGGCGGUGGCGGACGCCACCGGCAGCGCCUGGAUCACCAUCUUCCAGGAGAACGCGGAGAAGCUGCUGGGCGUCACCGCCCAGCAGCUGGCCGACCUCUUUGAGACCUGCCCGGAGGAGUACGCCGCGAAGAUCAACCAGCUCCGCUUCACCGCCCUCCAGCUGCGACUGGGCUCGAAGAUGGAGGAGUACAAUGGGGAGACGCGCGUGCGCAGUUCGCUGUACGGGGUGGUGCCCAGUGACCCGGUGGAGCGCAGCCGCCGCCUCCUCGCCAUGAUUCCCAAGAUGCAGCAGCAGCUGGAGGUGAACUAG